Molecule: messenger RNA, 1128 nt
Organism: Carya illinoinensis
Lineage: Eukaryota; Viridiplantae; Streptophyta; Magnoliopsida; Fagales; Juglandaceae
Exons: 2
Coding region: 238-903 (221 amino acids)
Source: RefSeq, a predicted model, not a curated record
GUUUAGUUACUCACACAGAAUCCAAAUGCAUAAAAAUGUAUGCACUCGGCAAUUUGGCCUUUCUAUACUUUUGGCCUUUUGUGUUUUUUGUCCAAACUCAUGUCCUUUGAAAGAAAAGAAUUAAAGUGAGAAUAAAAAGAAAUUAAACAGCAACAAAGUGCUCCAAUUCUAUAAAAGUUGAAGAAACCGCACAUAAAGCACCCACCCCUUCUACUUCGGCUCUGACUACUGCCAGAUAUGGAGGUUCAAUGUAGUCCUCUUGGAUGGGAAUUCUGCUACCAAGAUGAUCGGGGAGUUGAAGAGUUAAGACAUUCUCUCUUGUACACAACCUUGGAGUUAGAGACAACACUUGUAGCAGCUAAGGAGGAGAUCACAAGAAGAGAAUAUGAGCUGAUCCAUCUCAAAGAUCUUUUGAGCAGGACCAUCAAAGAGAGAGAUGAAGCGCGCGCAAGAUGCCAUAAGCUAAUGUUGGAGAAACUCGUGCUUCAACAGCAGCAGCAACAACUAGAAGAGCAGCAACUAGCUGCUUCAAACAUUGAAGAUGAAUCAAAAGGCACCGACUCUAGCAAGCAUUCUAUCUCUUCUGACUGCCAUGGAAACAUCAUGUCCUCUCCAGAAACUGACCCAAUUUCACAACCGCUGCCACAAGCCGCCUUGCAAUUAGUAUCUGAGAAGCCAUUGCCAGAAAAAGGGAAGCUCCUGCAGGCAGUGAUAGAAGCUGGACCACUCCUGCAAAACCUCCUUCUGGCUGGACCACUCCCUCGGUGGCAGCACCCACCUCCCCAACUUAACUCCAUUGAGAUUCCACCAGUGUCUAUUUCUUCCCCAUCACCACGUCCUGCACGCCAAGAUUCUUGCAUUAGUUUCAAUAGUUGUUUUAUUAACAUAUCUAAUGCUCUGUGAUGACUCUGAUUCUUCCCCCAGGGCCAAGCAUUGAGAGGUUGCUCUCCGUUGACCAACACCUAGCUAGCACUUUCAUCUAAUUUCUUACUACUCUCAUCCUUUUCAUACUAUCAAAACAUGAAAUGGUCAUUAGAAUGAAAUGGAUGGUUAGCUGUUAUGCAUCAUUUUCAAAAUUUGUACACAGCUUAAUUUAUCUUAGAAAUGAAAAUCCUAACUUUCCUAGCA